This is a messenger RNA of Thunnus maccoyii (southern bluefin tuna), 3817 nucleotides long. RefSeq names its product NLR family CARD domain-containing protein 3-like. NCBI's taxonomy places the organism in Eukaryota, Metazoa, Chordata, Actinopteri, Scombriformes, Scombridae. The record is from RefSeq and is a predicted model, not a curated record. The transcript is spliced from 10 exons. Gene Ontology annotation, molecular function: protein binding.
CAGCAGCAGAGAGCAGACUUUCCUGAACCCAGCUGUGUGUCCAUGAGGAGUGACUGGUCUAAGGGUAUUCCUAUUCAGUUUCAAGAUGGACAACCUGCUGAUGGAAGAGUUCAGCAGCAGAGCUCAGAGGAUCCCUGUGAUCCGUCUGCACAGCAGCAUCAAACAUACGUGGACCCCAGAUUUAUGUUGCUGGAGGAGAACAUCGUCACUUUUGUGAAAAAUGAGCUGAAGAGAGUCCAGAGCAUUCUGAGUCCAGAUUACCCAAAAUGCUUAGAGAGUCAGAGUGAGGAUGAGGAGGUGUUGGACAGUGAGAAUGAAGAGCAGGGGAGGAGCAACAGAGAGGCAUUUCUGAAGAUCACACUGCACUUCCUGAGGAAAAUGAAACAGGACGAGCUGGCUGACCGUCUGCAGAACAGAACUCCUGCUGCACUGUGUCAACAUAAACUCAAGUCUACCCUGAAGAAGAAGUUCCAGUGUGUGUUUGAGGGGAUUACUAAAGCUGGAAACCCAACCCCUCUGAAUCAGAUCUACACAGAGCUCUACAUCACAGAGGGAGGGACUGCAGAGGUCAAUGAUGGACAUGAGAUCAGACAGAUUGAAACAGCAUCUAGGAAACCAGACAGACCAGAAACCACAAUAAGACAAGAAGACAUCUUUAAAGCCUCACCUGGAAGAGAUUAACCAAUAAGAACAGUGAUGACAAAGGGAGUGGCUGGCAUUGGGAAAACAGUCUUAACACAGAAGUUUACUCUAGACUGGGCUGAAGACAAAGCCAACCAGAACAUACAGUUCACAUUUCCAUUCACUUUCAGAGAGCUGAAUGUGCUGAAAGAGAAAAAGUACAGCUUGGUGGAACUUCUUCAUCACUUCUUUACUGAAACCAAAGAAGCAGGAAUCUGCAGGUUUGAAGAGUUCCAGGUUGUGUUCAUCUUUGACGGCCUGGAUGAGUGUCGACUUCCUCUGGACUUCCACAACAAUGAGAUCCUGACUGAUGUUACAAAGUCCACCUCAGUGGAUGUGCUGCUGACAAACCUCAUCAGGGGGAAACUGCUUCCCUCUGCUCGUCUCUGGAUAACCACACGACCUGCAGCAGCCAAUCAGAUCCCUCCUCAGUGUGUCGACAUGGUGACAGAGGUCAGAGGGUUCACUGAUCCACAGAAAGAGGAGUACUUCAGGAAGAGAUUCAGAGAUGAGAAGCAGGCCAGCACAAUCAUCUGCCACAUCAAGAAAUCACGAAGCCUCCACAUCAUGUGCCACAUGCCAGUCUUCUGUUGGAUCACUGCUACAGUUCUGGAGGAUGUGUUGAAAAACAGAAAGGGAGGAGAGAUGCCCAAGACCCUGACUGAGAUGUAUAUCCACUUCCUGGUGGUUCAGUCCAAACUGAAGAACAUCAAGUAUGAUGGAGGAGCUGAGACAGAUCCACUCUGGAGUCCAGAGAGUAGGAAGAUGAUUGAGUCUCUGGGAAAACUGGCUUUUGAGCAGCUGCAGAAAGGAAACCUGAUCUUCUAUGAAUCGGACUUGACAGAGUGUGGUAUCAAUAUCAGAGCAGCCUCAGUGUAUUCAGGAGUGUUCACACAGAUCUUUAAAGAGGAGAGAGGGCUGUACCAGGUCAAGGUGUUCUGCUUCAUCCAUCUGAGCGUUCAGGAGUUUCUGGCUGCUCUUCAUGUCCAUCUGACAUACAUCAACACUGGAGUCAAUCUGCUGGAAGAAGAACAAACAACAUCCCGGUGGUCUAAAGUGUUCGGAGGCAAAUCAACACAUUUCUACCAGAGUGCUGUUGACGAGGCCUUACAGAGUCCAAAUGGACACCUGGACUUGUUCCUCCGCUUCCUCCUGGGUCUUUCACUGCAGACCAAUCAGACUCUCAUACAAGGUCUGCUGACACGGACAGAAAGUAGCUCACAGACCAAUCAGAAAACAGUUGAGUACAUCAAGAAGAAGAUCAUUGAGAAUCUGUCAGCAGAGAGAAGCAUCAAUCUGUUCCACUGUCUGAAUGAACUGAAUGAUUGUUCUCUAGUGGAGGAGAUCCAACAGUACCUGAGAUCAGGAAGUCUCUCCACAAAUAAACUGUCUCCUGCUCAGUGGUCAACGCUUGUCUUCAUCUUACUGUCAUCAGAAAAUGAUCUGGACGUGUUUGACUUGAAGAAAUACUCUGCUUCAGAAGAGGUUCUUCUGAAGCUGCUGCCAGUGGUCAAAGCUUCCAACAAAGCUCUGCUGAGUGGCUGUAACCUCUCAGAGAGAAGCUGUGCAGCUCUGUCCUCAGUUCUCAGCUCCCAGUCCUGUCGUCUGAGAGAGCUGGACAUGAGUAACAACAACCUGCAUGAUUCAGGAGUGAAGCUAUUGUCUGCUGGACUGGGAAGUCCACACUGCCCACUGGAAACUCUUAGGCUGAGUGGCUGUAACCUCUCAAAGAGAAGCUGUGCAGCUCUGACCUCAGUUCUCAGCUCCCAGUCCUCUAGUCUGAGAAAGCUGGAGCUGAGUAACAAUGAUCUGCAGGAUUCAGGAGUGAAGCUACUUUCUGCUGGACUGGAGAGUCCACACUGCAGCCUGGAAACUCUCAGGUUGAGUGGCUGUAACCUCUCAAAGAGAUGCUGUGCAGCUCUGUCCUCAGUUCUCAGCUCCCGGUCCUCUAGUCUGAGAGAGCUGGACAUGGAUAACAACAACCUGCAGGAUUCAGGAGUGAAGCUGUUGUCUGCUGGACUGAAGAGUUCAAACUGCAGACUGGAAAGUCUCAGCCUGUCAGGAUGUCUGAUCACAGAGGAAGGCUGUGCUUCUCUGGCCUCAGCUCUGAGCUCCAACCCCUCCCAUCUGAGAGAGCUGGAUCUGAGCUUCAAUCAUCCAGGAGACUCAGGAGAGAAGCUGCUGUCUGCUGGACUGGAGGAUCCACACUGUAGAUUGGACAGUCUCUGGUUGGACCAUGGUGGACUGCAGAGACUGAAACCUGGUGUGUGGAAGUAUGCCUGUGAACUGGAACUGGACACAAACACAACAAACAGAUUACUCAAACUGUCUGACAACAACAGGAAGGUGACAUGUGUGUCCCUGGAUCAGUCAUAUCCUGAUCAUCCAGACAGAUUUGACUGCAGGCCUCAGCUGCUGUGUAGAAAUGAUCUGACUGGUCGCUGUUACUGGGAGGUUGAGUGGAGAGGAAGAGUUGAUAUAUCAGUGACUUAUAGAGGAAUCAGCAGGAAAGGAGGCAGUGACGACUGUGUGUUUGGAUGGAAUAAUCAGUCCUGGAGUCUGAACUGCUCUAAUGAUGGUCGUUACUCUGUCCGUCACAAUAAGACAGUAACAGCCAUCUCCUCCUCCUCCUCCUCUGUCUCUAACAGAGUAGCAGUGUAUGUGGACUGCCCUGCUGGCACUCUGUCCUUCUACAGAGUCUCCUCUGACACACUGAUCCACCUCCACACCUUCAACACCACAUUCACUGAACCUCUGUAUGCUGGCUUUGCAGUCUGGCCUGGUUGGUUUGGUUCCUCUGUGUCUCUGCAUCUGAGAGACUCUCCCUCCUACAGAAUCUCUGCUGACUGAAGAUCAUCUGCUGGAAUCAAACAUCAGACACACUCUGCACUGUGAAGCAGAUCUGUCUCAGACUCAAACACUCAAUUAUUUUUCCUUCUACAUGAUUCAUUGAUUUGUCUCAGUUGACUCUGCUGUUGUUACUGUCGGGAUCCAAUGAGCAGCUUGCAGCUCUAUUCAUGGUUUAAUAGAAUAACAUCUGUCCAGCUGUGGAAGCCCAAGGUGUUUUUGUACUUGUUUUGUACUUUUGUCACUUGUAUUUUAUCACAUCAUCAUCAAUAAAAACUAUUCAUGUCAU